Parathielavia appendiculata is the source of this 2604-nucleotide messenger RNA. RefSeq lists its product as uncharacterized. The record is from RefSeq and is a predicted model, not a curated record. The transcript has 3 exons. The coding region runs from base 1 to 2604 and encodes 867 amino acids. Gene Ontology annotation, cellular component: nucleus. Lineage: Eukaryota; Fungi; Ascomycota; Sordariomycetes; Sordariales; Chaetomiaceae. Gene Ontology annotation, molecular function: ATP-dependent DNA damage sensor activity; ATP binding; mismatched DNA binding. Gene Ontology annotation, biological process: mismatch repair; chiasma assembly.
AUGACGGUAGAUGUGGACAGAGACGGGAAGGUCGGCUGCGCUUACUACAUUGCCAUGGAGGAAACCUUGGUGCUGGAGGAAGACAUCCCCAUGGGCGACAUCGAAGCUGUCGACACACUCAUGCUCCACGUCCAACCAACCACGGUUAUCAUACCGAACCGUGCACCGGGCGCUCUCGUCGAGUUCCUCGAGCGAGACGCGCACCGCUACGAUGACAGUGAAGGAUCAAGCGAAGAGCAAGGGGCAUACAUCUUACGCCAUGUCAUCUCUGCGCAGUUUGAUUACGAAGCUGCCAAGGAAGCGCUGGCAAGUAUAGAUGUCGGGCGGCCGAUUCCCGACCCCAUCCAAGUUCGGUCGCCGGAAGAUAAGCCCGCGCAGUCCAUUGGCUCUUCCGUUCACAAUAAGCUCAUGCGUCUUGCCGAGACCAUCAACCUUGACAGUUGCCUGUCGGUCGGCUGUGCAGGCGCGAUCAUAACGGAGCUCGAACGACGCAGGGCUGCCGAGGAGCCAUCAUGGGAAGAUGCCGGCGGCGUCGCGUUCCGAUUGACGUCCAUCAAGAUGAACACGUCCGCCGGCACAAUGCUCGUAAGCGCAGACACUUUGACAUCCCUGCAGAUUGUGCAGUCGGAACUGCACCCCAAUCCCCAGAGACGUUCUUCGAAUAACUCCGAACCCAAAGCAAAAGGGGCUCUCUCGAUCACAGACCUUCUCCAGGCAUUGGCGUCGAGCGCCCAGGGCAAAAGGAGGCUCCGUCAAAUGCUUCUUCGUCCGAGUACUGACCUUGACGUGAUCAAGGAGCGACACAGGUGUAUUGCGGCUCUCCUUCAUGCGGAGAACAGCGAGGUUGCACAGAAGAUGCGGACGCUGUUGCGAAAACUUAAGAACACCAGAACACUGCUGCUCCACGUGAGAAAGGGAGUGGACCGGAUCCGAGGCGAGUUAGCCAUCCGCGUUGGAGACUGGAAGGCGUUGGUGAGAUUUGCCAUGGCGUCAGCACAAUUGAAGCAAGCCACACACGCGCUGAGAGGAACUUCAGGUAUUGAGAUCUUUGCUAGGAUAUGCACCGAAAUCGACGUGAAACGCUUCAUGCAUAUCGGCGAUGUCAUCAUGCGAACGAUUGACUUCCAGCUCUCCAAGGAGAAUGGCCGUACUGAGAUCCAUCUCGGGGCAAGCGAGUACUUGGAUGGACUGAGACGAGAAUUCGCAGAUGUGUGUCAAGCGCUUCCAGAGGUAAAGGAGUCCGUGGUGCGAGAGGUUCCCCGCGAGGCGGCCCAAUACCUCCAACACUGCACUGUCAUGCCGCAGCUGGGCUUUCUGAUUGCAGUCAAGUUGGAUCCCGAGACAGGGGAAGGGGUAUACCACGGUCAGAACCACCCCGAUGGCCAGUGGAUGAUGUGUUUCACCAGCGGAGAUAUUGUGUACUACAAGAACCAGCUCAUGCUUGAUCUCGACUCUCAGUAUGGCGAUCUGCCCUCACGGAUUGCCGAUGAGGAGAUCGAAGUAAUGAUGGCGCUGGCAGCCGCGGUUCUGGAGCAUGAGGAUGCAAUUCUCAGCGCGUCGGACCUCUUUGGGGAACUUGACAGCUUGCUUGCUCUCGCCUUGGCUGCCGAGAAGUACAACUGGACAGCUCCUACAAUGACAACCUCGAACGUGAUUGAUAUCGUCGGUGGACGCCAUCCGCUUCAAGAACUUCUGGUCCCUUCGUUCAUUCCAAAUGAAUGCGUUAUGGCCGGAGGCUGCGGUGCCGGGCGCUUGGAAGAAGAUAACGAGGCUCCCAAGAACGGCAACAAGGGGCCAGCUCCUUCUAUGCUCAUUCUGACCGGACCGAAUAACUCAGGCAAGAGCGUCUACAUGAGGCAGGUUGCUCUCAUCGUGUACUUAGCACAUACCGGCAGCCAUGUGCCGGCUACCCGCGCGACCAUCGGAGUUACGGACCGCAUCCUCACGCGAAUUGCGACGAGGGAGACUGUCGUCAAUGAUGAGAGCGCAUUUCUGGUGGAUCUGAAGCAAGCGGCCUUCUCGAUGAACUUCGCGACACGACGGAGCUUGCUCCUGAUUGAUGAGUUUGGCAAAGGCACCACGGUUGAGAGUGGCUCGGCACUCUUUGCAGCUUAUCUCACAUACUUUUUGGACCUGGGCGUGGAAAAGCCCAAGGUUCUCGCCGGCACUCAUUUCCACGAAGUCUUUGAGAAGGGCCUCAUCCGGCCCGGGAAGGACGUCGCUUUUGCACACAUGGAUGUCCGUCUUGAUCCAGAAGCUGAGGACCCGGAGGAGCAAGUCACGUUUCUUUUCCACCUUCUUCCGGGACGAGGGCCGUCAAGCUUGGGAGUGCUGUGUGCGGCAAUCAACGGUGUGUCGAGCAGGGUUAUCAGGAAGGCCGAAGCACUCGUGGCAUUGCAGGACAGAAACGAGAGUCUCGUGGAGGCUUGCUCGGAGCUUUCUGAGGAAGACAAGCGGAGACUACGUCAGGCGGAACUUGUUGCUAGGAAGUUUCUGGAGCUGCAAGUCCCAAGCUCGAGCGGUGAACAAGGCGAGGGAAGCACGAUCCGAGAGAUGUUGCAAGCUGUGCUGAAAACAGAAGAGGUGGGCACGCCGAGCCCAUGA